GCGAAGCACUAUAAUUUUUAGCGUAAAUCUUUGUUCCCGGAGAUCAUAAACGCCACAAGGCCCCCAUUCCCCAUCUGUCAAACACGGGCACCGAUCUCUACCUCCCAUCUGCCAAAAAGUAGUUGUCUCCUGUAUGGGAUCAGUAGCUGUCAUGGUACGACUCUUCACAAUUGCAGCAGCGACGCUUGUGGCCUUGGCAGAAGGAAAGCAAUCCACUGCUUCUCGACGGUUUCUUUUCGAAUUGGAUCCCACCCAUUCCACUGAGACAUUCUUUCAGCAUGUUGAACAACAUGGAAAAGUCCAGACACGCAUGCCGUAUCGACUCUUCAAUGGCGCAUCCAUCACCAUCGAUGACUCGCAGUCUAUUGACAAUGUAUUGAAAGACCUUUCUGCUCUGCCUGGCGUCAAGCAAUACUGGCCAGUCCAACAUAAUCAGGGUCAAAAAGCGUCAACCGCAGCAACAAACAAAAAGACCAGGACCAAAAGAGAUGCUGAAGCUAAACCCAUCUCUGAAGAUUCUUCCAAGAAAGUUCCAUACAGCCCAUAUGCCAUGACGCAGAUUGACCGAAUGCAUGCUGCUGGUUUCACUGGCAAGGGCCUCAAAAUUGCCCUCAUCAGCACAGGUGUUGACUAUAAGCAUCCUGCUCUCGGUGGUUGCUUUGGAAAGGAUUGUCUCGUUGUCGGUGGCUAUGACUUUGUUGGCGACCGAUACAGCUACGGCGAAGAUCCCCAGCCAAAGGCUGACCCCCUGGAUAUCGACGGUCUCGGCACCACGGGAGCUAGCAUUCUGGCAGCACAGCCCAAUUCGCGCCUAAACUUUGCUGGCGUGGCCCCUGGUGUAAAACUUUUGGCGUACAAAGUUUUUGGGCCAUACCUGUACACUACAUCGGAUGUCAUUGUUGAUGCGAUUUACCGGGCUGUGGAUGAUGGUGCUGAUAUCAUUACGUUUUCUGGAGAGUUCCGCGACGCCUUCCCGUUUACUGGUAUUGUCGAGGCUGCCACUCGAGCUACCAGCCAUGGUAUUCCAAUUUUGAUGGGAAUUGACUCUCAGUACACCUUCAAGAACCUAUUCAAGGUCGAUGCUGCCACUAACACUGCUGAUUUGGAAGCCACGGGCAAAUUUGAGACGGAUACCAUCCCUGCACUCCUAGCCAACGGAUACAGCGGUCUUGCUGGUAAGAACACUGACGAAUUCUGGUAUGAAAAGGUGGCUGUCGACGACUAUCGCUUCAGCAAAGAGGGAGACUAUGAUCUGCCUGUAUACGCCAUCAGCUCCAACAGCAACGUUACCGACGACGCCUGCAGGCCUCUUCCAGACAGCACACCCGCCAACCUCAAUGACUAUGCCAUUUUGGUUCGCUUAGGAGGCUGCACUAUUAACCAAAAGGCCAACAACAUCAAGCGCAAUGGUAUCGUCGAGGAUACUCGCAUUCUGUUUUACAGAGAUAGUCCCAAGGAUGUGUAUUUUGGUCGUCCGGGGUAUGAUGACUCUACACUCAGCCGAUUUGCUGGGGUCGUUUCUGCCGCGGUAGGAGAACGCUGGGUGAAGCAGCUGAACGCCGGAAAGAAUGUUACGGUCCACCUCCCGACCCUCAAGCACGCCAACUACUCCCUCGCCAACGGGCCCAACCAGCCAAACGGAGGUGCCGUUGUAGAUGGCCCUUGGGGUCCUACACAGUCACUCGACAUUAAGCCCCUCUUUGGAGCCCCGGCAGCGAUGAAUGUGUAUGCACAGCUAAACAAGGGAUACACUGUCGACGAGUACUACGGCAAGCUCACUGCCAUGGUUGCGGGUGCAUACGCCUUGAUUGCUGAGGCUCGCCACAUCAAGCCCAACCCACACAACAUUCAGGGAUUGCUCACUAGCACAUCCAAGGCACAGCUUGUGUUUGACGGACAAAAGUUUGUUCCGGGUGUGUUUGCAUCAGUGGCUCAGCAAGGUGCGGGCAUCAUGCAAGUGUUUGACGCAGCGAAUGUCAAGUCGACUACUGAGCCCGUCAAACUCACCUUUAAUGACACAGAACAUCGUCUGAAGAACGCCAAGGUUGUCAUACACAAUCACGGAUCCGCGUCCGUGACAUAUAAUCUACACCACGUACCUGCCAAGACGUUGUAUCUUCUUGACAGUGACUCUGUAUCUACAGACGCCACAGUUAAUGUUGACAUCAAUCCCGGCAAGUUAGUUAUUGAACCCGGAAAGUCGGCCAGCUUUACCGUUGUCACCCACUCUAACAAACUACCCAAUCAGGACAAGCUGCCUGUUUGGUCGGGUUUUAUUGCUGUCAAUGGCACUGACGGUAACGACUUGACCGUGCCGUACUUGGGCGUUGAAGGCUCUCUCUCCAGCGUUUUGCCUUUGCAGGGAUCUGGUGACGACAGUAAGAGCGUCGCCAUGUAUUACAAGGGCCAUCGAUACAGCGGAUCGCCACCACUGCAGCGACCGGAUCCCAACGGCUACAGCGCCGACCUGAGCAUACGAUUUACCCUCGGAUCGCCCAAGGUGGAAGUAUACUUUGUGUCACUGGAUGCGCAGGAUAAGCCAGACGGCAAGCUCGACGGUCAAAUGUCUUACAGCCCGCUUCUGCAGCAGACUGGCCAGAUUGACGCUACCAUUUCGUUCUGGGAUGGCCUGCUAAACGACGGCACCAAGGUACCUGACGGAAGAUAUCAUGUUCGCGUUCGGGCACUUCGUCUGUUUGGCGAUGAGAAGAAGGAUUCUGAUUGGCAGACGUUGACUUCUGUGGCCUUUAACCUGGUCAACACUGACUAAAUGCACUAUUAUUAGAUUGGUGAGAUUGAACAAAACCACCACUGCCAGGAAAUACCUGUUUAUUGGCCGCCAUAUUCUUGUUUUAAAGUUUGGAGAAAUUUUACGCUCACAUGGUAUGAAACGGGCCGAAAAGGAGCCUCUCUGCUAGGUACAAACACAUAUAAAUUGAUAUGAUCUAGCCAUUGUCCCGG
Messenger RNA from [Torrubiella] hemipterigena, 2961 nucleotides. The record is from the annotation of a GenBank genome assembly. NCBI's taxonomy places the organism in Eukaryota, Fungi, Ascomycota, Sordariomycetes, Hypocreales, Clavicipitaceae.